GCAGCUACAAGAAAUCCACACACGAUCCCGUAAUAAACUAAUAUUUUUGGAGGCAAAAUUCGCAAUUGAACUCUCUAUAAAUAGGGAUGAACUUAUCCACGCAAGUCCGCGUCAGUAUUUCGAUACUGUUUCGUCUACGAAAUCUCAGUUACCGGCGCGCGAUCGCCGGAAAACAGCGAUCGAGGUGUAUGAUUGGAGUUUGAUUCUCUUGUCGGAACAUCUAAUUAGAGUAUGGGAAGUAAGGUGUGGUUGAUAAUUGCAAUAUUUGGUUGUCUGUUUGCGUUCUCAUCGUGUAGAGAAUUGAAGGUGAAGGUGAAACACAGUCAUGAUCAGCAUCGGCAAGUGUACAAUCGAACACUUGCAAGAAUAUUGGUGCAAUAUGCUUCAGCUGUUUAUUUAUCCGACUUAACUGGGUUGUUUACGUGGACUUGCUCAAGAUGUAAUGGUCUAACUAAGGGGUUUGAAUUGAUAGAAUUGAUUGUCGACGUGAAGCAGUGUCUUCAGGCCUUUGUUGGUUUUGCACCUGAUCUUAAUGCCACUGUAAUAGCAUUUAGAGGGACUCAGGAACAUAGUAUACAGAAUUGGGUGGAAGAUAUAUUCUGGAAGCAGCUUGAUAUCGACUAUCCUGGAUGCAAUGGUGGAAAGGUUCACCAUGGUUUUUAUAAUGCUUACCACAACACACUGUUGCAGUCAAGUGUCCAGAUUGCUGUUCAAAAAGCAAAGGAGAUUUAUGGAGACAUUAGAAUUAUGGUAACGGGGCACUCGAUGGGAGGGGCAAUAGCAGCUUUCUGUGGACUUGAUCUUCGUCUUAGUCUUGGAGAGAAGAAUGUUCAGGUCAUGACAUUUGGGCAGCCUCGCAUUGGAAACGCUGCUUUUGCAUCCUACUUUACCCAAAUUUUACCGGAUACUAUUCGAGUUACACAUGCUCAUGACAUUGUGCCUCACUUGCCUCCAUACUUCACUAUUUUUCCUCAAAAGACAUACCGUCAUUUCGCAAGAGAGGUUUGGCUCCACAAUGUUACAUCCGAAAACUUGAGUUAUGCAGUUGAAACAGUUUGUGAUGGUUCAGGGGAAGACCCGACUUGUAGCAGGUCGGUGACGGGGAACAGCAUUGCUGAUCACUUGAACUACUACGGGAUUGAAAUGGGAUGUGAUGUACCAAGCUCAUGCACUCUUGUAAUGGACCCUCGUGUUGCUUUGUAUAGCAGAAGAGAUCCUGAUGGGAAUCUCAUCCUAUUCCGGGAUCCAUCGAUGACAUCAACUUCGAAACUAAACACAUAUAGAUCACCUCAGAGCAGCACUGUAUAGAUGAUGGGAAGCCAUUCCUGUUCAAUCAAUCCAUUCUUCUCAUUGAUGAAAGGCAAGCAAAUAGCUAACUCAAAUCUUUUAUUUUAUGCAUUUACUGCUUUUCCAUAUCCUAUGAUUUACUGCCUUAGUAACCAUAGGAUUACUGCUUCUCGGUAUCGAAAUUAUAUGUGAUCUUGAGAACGGUCUUUUAUUAUGUAUAUAAUGACAGAUCAGAACAUCUAAACUGCUUGAUUC
Andrographis paniculata is the source of this 1542-nucleotide messenger RNA. RefSeq names its product lipase-like. Gene Ontology annotation, biological process: lipid metabolic process. NCBI's taxonomy places the organism in Eukaryota, Viridiplantae, Streptophyta, Magnoliopsida, Lamiales, Acanthaceae. The transcript is spliced from 11 exons. The record is from RefSeq and is a predicted model, not a curated record. Bases 232 to 1308 code for a protein of 358 amino acids.